This is a messenger RNA of Dichomitus squalens LYAD-421 SS1, 423 nucleotides long. RefSeq lists its product as uncharacterized. The record is from RefSeq and is a predicted model, not a curated record. Lineage: Eukaryota; Fungi; Basidiomycota; Agaricomycetes; Polyporales; Polyporaceae. Gene Ontology annotation, molecular function: protein binding. Bases 1 to 423 code for a protein of 140 amino acids. The transcript has a single exon.
AUGGCAACUUCGCCGCCAUACGAGGAUGCUAACAAUGGUGAUCUCGUAAUACGAACCUCCGACGGGGGCGAAUACCACAUACACAAAUUUCUCAUCGCCCACAUCUCCUUCGUUUUCGCAGACAUGUUAUCCGUACCCCAACCCCAUGACAGCUCCAUGGGCAAACCCGUUGUAGACGUCACGGAACUGAGGUCCGUAUGGCGUCGUAUCCUUAACCUAUGCUACCAUUACGAGUCCGACGUCGGCGAACCCCUUGCCAUCGUCCACAUCCGCGACCUUCUCGAAGCAGGGAAGAAGUACCAUAUGCAGGUAGUGACAAGCCACAUGCGCCGUACCCUCCUUUCCCCGGCGAUCCUCGAGACGCACGCUUUGAGCGUGUACGCGCUGGCCUGCGCCUACCGUCUAGAAGACGUCGCACAGUAG